AUGGAACCUUCUGCACAGCUGGGUUUCAGCCUGCAGCCCCUCUUGGAGCAGCUCAGCCAGGAUGAGCUGAGCCAGUUCAAAUCUCUGUUGAGGUCCCUUUCCCCGCAAGAGGAGUUACAGCACAUCCCUGUGACAGAGGUAGAGGAAGCUGAUGGGAAGCAACUGGCAGAAAUUCUCACCAACCGCUGCCCCAGCCACUGGGUAGAGAUGGUGACCAUCCAGGUCUUUGACAAGAUGAACCAAACAGAUCUGUCUGAGAGAGCAAAGGAUGAGCUCAUGGGGUUCACCAGGACUUCAGAACCAAAAUGUGCAAACUUGGAAGAAACCCAACAGUGUGCAAAAGGAAAGGAGCCGGGUUGGUCAGUGUUGGAGCGAGCCAAGCCACAACUACCGCAUCCUGUUCUGUCCUCUGCACCCUCCUUUUCACUUACUCAAGUACAGGGAGAAGAUGUCCCAAACCCAGAAGCGGCAAAGGAAGUUUUGGAAGGAGAAAAGCCAGGUAAACAGGAUAAAUACAGAAGCGUUUUGAAAGAGAAGGUCCAGCAAAUCUGGAAGAACUUUUGGCCUGGAGCCAGUGAGAACAUUCACACGGUCACCCAAAGAUACGAGACACAGAUUCCAUUCUGUAAUCCUAAAAUGCUCGGAGGUCCAUUCCCGCACACGGUGGUGCUGCACGGUCCGGCGGGCGUGGGGAAGACCACUCUGGCCAAGAAGUGCACGCUGGACUGGACGCAGGACAGCCUCGCGCAGACCCGCCGCGUUGCCUUCUAUCUCAGCGGCAAGGUGCUCAGCCGCAAGGGGACUUGCUCCUUCGCAGAGCUGCUGGCCGAGAGCGCCCCAGACCCGCAGCGCGCCCUUCCGCAGGUCCUGGCCCAGGCGCACAAGCUCCUGCUGGUCAUUGACGCUUUCGAGGAGCUGCGCGGGCCCUGGUGCACGGGCGCGCUGGAGCACGACCUGGGGGGCGACUGGAGGACGCGGAGGCCUGCGCCGGUCCUCCUGGGCAGCCUGCUGAAGAGAAAGCUCUUCCCCACGGCCACCCUGCUGGUCACCACGCGGCCCGAGGCCCUGAGGGAACUGCGGCUCCUGGUGCAGCAGCCGCUCUUGGUGGAGAUGGAGGGGCUCUCCGAGCGCGACAGGAGGGCGUAUUUCCUGCGACACUUGGGAGAGGAGGCUCAGGCGCUGCGCGCUUUCCAGCUGAUGAGAAGCAACUCGGCGCUGUUCCGCAUGGGCGCGGCGCCCGCCGUGUGCUGGAUGGCGUGCACCUGCCUGAGGCUGCAGAUGGCCGAGGGCGCGGACCCCCGGCCCACCUGCCAGACCGCCACGUCGCUGCUGCUGCACUUCCUCUGCAGCCGGUUUGCGCCUGCGCGGGGCCAAGGCCCGGGUCCGCACCUCGCGGCUGCCCUGCAAGCCCUGUGCCUGCUGGCCGCCGAGGGCACGUGGGCGCAGACCUCGGCGUUCGAUGGACUCGACCUGCGCAGGCUGGGCGUGCACGAGUCUGACCUGCGCCCUUUCCUGGACCGGGGCAUCCUCCAGAAGGACAGAGACACUGGGGGCUGCUACCGCUUCGUCCACCUGAGCAUCCAGCACUUCCUGGCUGCUGCGCUCUGCGUCCUGGGGAGCGAGGGCCACCAAGAUGCAGGAAACCCCGUCUGGCACGCUGGGGGUGUGCAGAGGCUGCUCUCCAAGGAAGAAGGCUUCAAGAAUCCCCACCUGGCCCCCGUGGGGCGCUUCCUGUUUGGCCUCGCCAAUGAAAAGAGGGCCAGGAAGCUGGCGACCACCUUUGGCUGCCCAGUGUCCACUGAGUUCAAGCGGGAGCUACUGGAAUGCACAGUGCGGUCCCCUGAACACAGACCCUUCUCCUCGGUGACAGACACGAAGGAGACCUUGUAUUGUCUCUACGAAUCCCAGGAGGAGCAGCUUGUGAAGGAGGCCAUGGCCCAGGUCACGGAAGUGUCCCUGCAUUUGGAAGAUACCUCAGACCUGGUGCACGCAUCGUUCUGCCUCAAGCAUUGUGACCGCUUGCAGAAAAUGUGGCUGCGGGUGGCAAAGGGGACGUUCCUGGAGAACGAUACCGCAUGGGGAUCAGAGGCUCAGGCUGACCGGUUCCGGAAUGAUCAGUAUGUGCUUCCUUUCUGGAUGGAUCUUCUUUCUGUGUUUGACUCAAACAAGAGUCUGGUGUUUCUAGACAUCAGUCAGAGCUUCCUCAGUACCUCAUCCGUGAAGCUGCUUUGUGAAAAAAUAGACUCCGCUCCCCAUAAUCUUCAGAAAGUGGUCCUCAAAAAUACUUUCCCAGCGGACACCUAUCGGAACUUCUGUGUUGUUUUUUGUGGUCAUGAGACUCUCACGCAUCUGACCCUUCAGGGAAAUGACCAGAGUGAUAUGCUGCCCGUAUUGUGUGAGAUCCUGACACACCCACAGUGUAAGCUGCAAUACCUCAGGUUGGUGUCUUGUUCGGUCACCCCCCAGCAGUGGGCCCAUCUCUCCUGCUCCCUCAGGAUCAGCCAGUCCCUCACGUGCCUAAACCUCACAGGAAUUGAGCUCCGGGAAGAGAGCGCCAAGUUGUUGUGCACGAGUCUGAGACACCCAAAGUGCUUCCUGCAGAGGCUGUCGCUGGAAGACUGUCACCUUACAAAAGCAUGUUGCAAGGAGCUGUCCUCUGCCUUGAUCGUCAACCAGAGGCUGACGCACCUGUGCUUGGCCAAGAAUGCCCUGGGAGACGGUGGGGUAAAGCUGCUGUGUGAAGGCUUGAGUUACCCGGACUGCCAGCUGCAGGGGCUGGUGCUUUGGUACUGUAGCAUAACCAGCAGUGGCUGCAAUUAUCUGUCAACACUUCUCCAGCAGAAUUCAAGCCUUACACACUUGGAUCUGGGCCUGAAUCACAUAGGAUUUACUGGACUCAAGUUUCUGUGUGAGGCUUUGAAGAAGCCAACCUGUAACCUCAAAUGUCUAUGGUUGUGGGGAUGUGCCAUUACCCCUUUCUGCUCUGGAGUCCUCUCCUCUGCCCUUGGCAGCAAUCAGAGCCUGGUCACUCUGGACCUGGGCCAGAAUUCCUUGGGGUAUAGCGGAGUAAAGAUGCUGUGUGACACCUUGAAACUUCAGCGUUGCUCCCUACGGACACUCAGGUAUGAUUCUCCUGCUGCUCACGGUGUUUCCUCCAGGAUGGUAGGUUUGUAGGGGGGCACAAACCACGGGAGUUUGUUGUAGGCAACUACAGCUAACAUCUCGUUUUCAUCCGUUGAUGUUUGGUCACCUGAUAAUUCUCCUGUCGGUCCCUUCUGUUGCUUUGGCC
Lontra canadensis (Northern American river otter) is the source of this 3289-nucleotide messenger RNA. RefSeq names its product NLR family pyrin domain containing 2 (gene NLRP2). The coding region runs from base 1 to 3174 and encodes 1057 amino acids. NCBI's taxonomy places the organism in Eukaryota, Metazoa, Chordata, Mammalia, Carnivora, Mustelidae. The record is from RefSeq and is a predicted model, not a curated record. Gene Ontology annotation, molecular function: protein binding; ATP hydrolysis activity. Gene Ontology annotation, biological process: regulation of inflammatory response. Gene Ontology annotation, cellular component: cytoplasm. The transcript is spliced from 10 exons.